This is a messenger RNA of Ectocarpus sp. CCAP 1310/34, 1671 nucleotides long. NCBI's taxonomy places the organism in Eukaryota, Phaeophyceae, Ectocarpales, Ectocarpaceae. The record is from the annotation of a GenBank genome assembly.
AUGUCGGUCGACAAGUCUCGCAUGCGGUGGGGCAUCCCCCUGAAGACAAAUGAUGAAGUGCCUGACGCGCUCGAGACCCUUAUUAAAGAAGUCGCCGACCCCGAGGGCAUCUGCAUCGGGAAAAUCCAUUGCGAUGGCGCAGCCUACUUCAAGGGUAGAUUCUUAGCAAUGUGUCGUUCCUUCGGGAUUGCUGUGGAGACAAGCCCCCCAUACGUCCCUCAAGGGAAUGCCAUCGCCGAACGCGGUUUCAGGACCGUCAUCGGUGCAGCGCGUAGCCUCAUGCUUGGAGCUCCGCACCUGCCGCGUCAACUGUGGACCGAAGCCGUGAAGGCCGCCAUUUACAUCAAGCACCGCACACCUACCGACGUCCUGGACGGCAAAACACCACUUGAGUUAUCUGCCAGGGUGAAGAAGUACAUGGUGGGAUACAAUACCACCAGCAAGACGUGGCGGUUAUGGGACCCGGCGGAACCACUCAAAAUUACAAACUCUGCUGAAGUGUCAUUCCGCGAGGUAGAUGCCCGCGACGUCGCUCGCCCCGUGCACGGGUCUGACCCAUUUCCCGAACAAGGCCAGAUUUUCCAGCCCGGCAUCAUCACUGGGGCCGAGACAAAAGACGACGAACCAGAACCGGCAGAAACGAACGACGGACCGGACGAAGAAUCACCCGCGGUGUGCAAAAGCGGUCGCACGGCAAAGCCGCGAGACCGUCUGAACCUGUUUACGACGGAACAGGUGUUCGAAACAGAAUACGCGUUGGUGAUCGGAGGUGAGAUCGGGAACCUUGGUCAAGGGAUACCUGGCCAACAAGGAUACAUGCCCGCCGAUCCAUCGAACUACCGAGCGGCGGUCAACGGACCAGAUGCUGUUGGGUGGAUGAAUAGCAUGGAGGUGGAGAAUCGCUCCCUACUAUACCACGACGUUUAUGAGUGGGUCGAUCCCCCGCGCGAUGCUCAAAUCAUCCCGUCAAAAUACAUGUACAAAUGGAAGUACAACGAGGCCGGCAUCGCUGUGCGACAGAAAUCGAGAAUCGUAGUGCAAGGAUUUCACGAAGCUGAGACCGGAACCGACAAUGCUGCACCGGUAGCGUCUCUCCAAGCCGUCCAUCUGAUAGUUGCGCAUGCUGCCAAGAAUAGACUUGUUCUUCGCCAAGCCGACAUCAGGACAGCGUUCCUCCACGCGAGGAUGGAACCAAGAUCGAAAGCAGUGUGCACAAGGCCCGACAUUACUCACUCCGUGAUGGUUCUGACGCGGAGUAUGGAAAAACCAGGUCCGAGGGUGAUGCAGAAACUUAAACGCGUACUCAGGUACCUGAAAGGGACGAUAUCAAUCGGUGUACGCUACGGCGAGGAUGCCGACGAUGGAAACGUCAUUACGGCGUUUGUCGACUCAGAUUUUGCAGGCGACCUGGACAAGGGCUACCCCACCACGGGAGUCGUGCUGUACUUCGCUGGUGGACCGGUGGAAUGGACGUCAUCCAAGCAGACGGUGGUGGUGACCUCUUCAGUCGAAGCAGAGUUCGUGGCUUUGUCAAAGGGGUGCAACAAUAUCAAGUUCUUCCGCCACCUGCUGGACACCAUAAAUCAGACGCAGGAAGAAGCAACCGUGGUGUGGGAGGAAGACUCCGAAGCAGCUUCCGUAUCACCCCAAGGACUAAGCACAUUGACGUAA